AAGUGACAAGUGCAUCGUUUACUAGUGCGAAAUAGUUAUUUAAGUAAAGAUUACCGGAUACCGUCAAAGACGAGGCAGUUGCUGACGCAUCAAUGAUAAAACCAUAUUGAAGAUGAAGUUGCCAGUCGAUUCUGUUAAAUAUUCAAAAGUGGUAACCCGUGUGAAAUCAUGGUUAAACCCAAAGAGCUUCACAGCGAAGCGACUGAGAGGUCUACUGACGGGUAUAACUAUCACAACCACUCUUGGUGAGGUGUGCGGCUACAAGCUCAUGCAGCAGGACAUCCGAGCUGGGCACCUGCCGGCAUAUACCACUGAUGUGGCAAUAAUAUUGUUCGCAUUUUUCGAAGCGCUAGUGGCGCCGUUCAUUUCCUGGUGGGGCUUCAGAAAUCGACGUACGCUGCUGAUCGCCUAUUCGACCGCUGCAACUCUGUGCGUUGUCCCAUGGUUCUUUAUGCCUGGAUAUGAGAAAAGGGAAGAAUCACAGUUCUGCAAUGCUUCCAACAGUUCCGUCGCGUCCCUCGGUGUUCCACCGCGCACAGCCAUGAGGCUGGUCCUCAUCAUCGCCAGUUGCGUAACUUUCUCGAUGACCCGCGUCGCUUGCUGGAGUCACGGCAUCGCUUACUCGGACGAGUACGCGCCCGAGAGGACUAGCGUGCAUUAUGGUGUACUUCUGCUGGCUAGAACAGUGCCAAUUAUCCUUGGCUACAGGCUGCUGACCGGCGGCGUAGAUAAAAACAUGACGAUGCAAUGCGUGGGCUUGCUGGUGGGCUUCGGCUCCAACGUGGUGCAGCUGUUCUUUAUCGUGCCCAGAACCGCUCCCAUUGUGAAGGGUGUUCAGAAGACAGCAUUGCUUGACGAAAGAAGAAAUUUCCUAACGAGUGUUGGUCGCGUAUGUUCCGCGCCCUUGGUAAACUUGCAAAUAUUUGCCAUGGGUCUGUUGGCGGCGGCGCUUUUCGGAUAUGUCUAUAAUGAGAUCGAUGUCGUAAAGGUGAAAUUCAAUUUGGUUCCCGAAGGAAAUGUGACAGUAAACUUUGAAGAAUUAUUACAAUACUUUUUCCUGAUGUUUAUUAUAGCGUUCGCGGGAAAUCUAUUCUCUAAGCCGAUUCUAAAGGAGUUUCGCGCCGCAGACGCGAUGAGACAGAUCAUCAAGACGACAAUCUUCGCGAUCUUAGCUUACGUGGUUAUGACGAUAUUGGUGCGCUGCGAUCAAGGUUACGUCGCCGGACUGUCUAACGAUCUAUAUGGAAAUCCUGAAUGCAGCCUUUCUUGCGGGUGCAAGCCUCGCCUGCGGGAGUUCGAGCCAGUGUGCGUGGUAGACGACAUGGUCACCUACGUGUCACCGUGCCAGGCGGGCUGCGGAGGCGAGGAGUUCCUGCACGGGAUCAGGGCUUACACCAACUGCACGUGUUCUGGCAGCGGGCGCGCUGUGGUCGGUGCUUGCAGCGACAUCCUCUGCAAGCAAGCCCGUCGGCUGCACAGCAUGCUUCUGAUCGUAGCCGUUACUUUUACACUGUUAUCCCUUCAAGCACAAGGAGUCCUACUUCUCCGGACAGUGGACCCUCGGGAUAAGUCAGUUGUGUUGGGAAUGGCUUGGUCGAUAGUCACGCUGAUGACUUUUGUGUGCGGGCACAUGUUAUUCAUUGGUAUAAGAGAGGGCGCCUGCAGCUGGUUCGAAGCUGACCGGUGCCACCUGCAAGCCCAAAACUAUCCGUACUAUGUCGGAGGCACCAGCGUCUUCCUGGCUGUUACAUCGCUCCUCAUCAGCGUCAUCUCGGCUUUCUACAUACGCAAGGCGAACAAAAACGAGCGAGAGAACACUAGAUUAUAGACAUUUGGACGUACUGGUUAUACGAUAAGAAACCAAUACAAAUUACUGCCUUAGUUAGCAGACCCUUUUUUGGCGUGGUGGAAAUGCUUUAUUG
Pararge aegeria (speckled wood butterfly) is the source of this 1922-nucleotide messenger RNA. Its product is annotated as solute carrier organic anion transporter family member 2B1-like. NCBI's taxonomy places the organism in Eukaryota, Metazoa, Arthropoda, Insecta, Lepidoptera, Nymphalidae. Gene Ontology annotation, cellular component: membrane. The coding region runs from base 113 to 1828 and encodes 571 amino acids. The record is from RefSeq and is a predicted model, not a curated record. The transcript is spliced from 14 exons. Gene Ontology annotation, biological process: transmembrane transport; sodium-independent organic anion transport. Gene Ontology annotation, molecular function: protein binding.